Messenger RNA from Ochotona princeps (American pika), 5488 nucleotides. It is a transcript of the gene AMMECR1, whose product is annotated as AMMECR nuclear protein 1. NCBI's taxonomy places the organism in Eukaryota, Metazoa, Chordata, Mammalia, Lagomorpha, Ochotonidae. Gene Ontology annotation, cellular component: nucleus. The record is from RefSeq and is a predicted model, not a curated record. Bases 163 to 1155 code for a protein of 330 amino acids. The transcript is spliced from 6 exons.
CGGGGCAGCCUCGUGGCCAGGCAGCCGGUUAGGGAACGGCGCGCGCGCGUCCCGCGAGCCCCCAGCGCGCCCCCGGCGGCCGGGGCCGCAGCGUGCUCGCCCCCGCCGCCAGCUCGCCUCACUUAUGGGUCGGAAGCGCUGCGUGGGGGAGAGUGUUCCAAGAUGGCGGCGGGUUGCUGCGGGGUGAAGAAGCAGAAACUGUCCAGUUCGCCCCCCUCUGGCACGGGUGGCGGUAGCGGCGCCUCCUCCUCCCACUGUAGCGGAGAGAGCCAGUGCCGAGCUGGGGAGCUAGGACUAGGAGGCGCCGGUACUCGGCUCAACGGGCUGGGAGGUCUAACCGGAGGAGGUAGCGGCAGCGGCUGUACCCUCUCUCCCCCCCAGGGCUGCGGUGGCGGCGGCGGGGGGAUCUCCCUGUCUCCACCUCCGAGCUGCGGAGUGGGAACCCUACUUUCCACGCCUGCCGCCACCUCUUCCUCGCCCUCAUCGUCCGCCGCCUCGUCCUCAUCGCCGGGCUCUCGGAAGAUGGUGGUGUCUGCAGAGAUGUGCUGCUUUUGCUUCGAUGUGCUCUACUGUCACCUGUACGGCUACCAGCAGCCCCGGACCCCCCGGUUCACCAAUGAGCCCUACCCACUGUUUGUAACAUGGAAGAUUGGUCGAGACAAAAGAUUGCGUGGAUGCAUAGGUACUUUUUCUGCCAUGAAUUUGCAUUCAGGACUCAGGGAGUACACACUUACCAGUGCCCUUAAAGACAGCCGUUUCCCUCCAAUGACGAGGGAUGAGCUGCCACGGCUUUUCUGCUCAGUGUCUCUGCUCACUAACUUUGAAGAUGUCUGUGAUUAUUUGGAUUGGGAGGUGGGUGUACAUGGCAUUAGAAUAGAAUUCAUCAAUGAAAAAGGAUCAAAACGCACCGCCACCUACCUACCGGAGGUUGCAAAGGAGCAAGGAUGGGACCAUAUUCAGACCAUAGACUCCUUACUGAGGAAAGGAGGAUACAAGGCUCCGAUAACUAAUGAAUUCAGGAAAACCAUAAAACUGACCAGGUACCGUAGUGAAAAGAUGACCUUGAGCUAUGCUGAAUACCUUGCUCAUCGCCAGCAUCAUCACUUCCAAAAUGGUAUUGGGCAUCCCCUUCCACCAUACAACCAUUAUUCCUGACACUGAGCCGCACAGCCAGUCACUGGGCCUCUCUGCAGACCUCUUCCCAGGAGACCCUACACCUUCUUGGUCUAGCUAUCUCUUUUACUGUACCAUUUUAUGAUGAUAGUUUCCGUUGCCGUGGUGAAGCUUUGACAUAGUUAAGAUCAUCAUGGUAACGGAUAGAAAUUGGCAUUUAAGAUCAUGUUUUAUUAUUUCAGAUCAUUGAUUUUUUUUUGCAGCAUAUAUAACUUUUGGGGUUUUCUUUCCUUACAAUAUUAUAUAGACUUUUGCUUUGCUUUCUGAGUCAGGUUUCUGUCCCUGUCUCCCCUCCUCCCUCCCUCCAUCCCUUCCUUCCUUCCUUCCUCCUUUGGACUGUGGAUGGAAGAAAGCAUGCAGUUUUAAGGAUUGUAUUUAGGUUUGUGUUUAGCCUUCCUGAGUUAUAUAGUUAUUUUUUGAUAGCAGAAUUUGGGAAUCAUUCAUAUCAAAUUCAGGUAUUUGUAUAUUACUCUUAAUUUUGUCUAAAUUCACUUUGCUAAGAUAUCUUAGUUUUGGGGUCUUUACUUUGUAGGUAUGUGCUUUUCCCGUGGUUAAAACAUAUGAAUAGUCAAAAUUCAGAGGUCCUUGAUAGGCCUUGUCACAGAGAAUGAAAAAUCCUCUUGGCCUAUUGUGCUGGUUAUCAUAGAAAGGAGAGACUGCCUCAUCACUUUAUAAAACUAUUUUAUGAACUGAAACACUCUUUGAAGACAAUACAAGCUACCAGUCAAAUAGGCUACAGAAAUCAUUUUGAAGGACAGCAAAUAUUAGGAAGUGAGCAGAUAAAGAAUUUAGUGCCUUUGAGAAUACUAUUAAUGGAAUUAAGAGGGGUACGAAAAAGGCAAUUUAGAGAACUAUUCUUGUAAAAGGCUUAUUGUUUCUAUAUGUGAAACAACAGAUUAGACAAAUUCCUUACUCUUAAGUAUUUUUUUAAGAUGGAGAAAAUUAUUUUGAGCAAAUAACCAAAAAGAGACAUUUGUCUAUUUUAUAUUAAUUUAAAUUUGCUAGCUUUAGGUUUCAAUAAAUCAUAAUUGGCCAGAGACAGUUUCAGCUGCCAUCCAAGAAUAUGAUAGAGAUAGUGUAAUACAAUAUAAAUUCAUAUAUGCUGUGAUUUCAGAUAUGUUUAUCAUGGGGAUAAUAUUACUAGUUUCAGAGAUACUAUAAAAUAGUUUGAAUCUCUUUCUGCACUACAGAUUUUUGAUUGAGUCAUGUUUACCAUGUGUUUAGCAUGUUGUGUUAGAGCUGUAAAAAUAGAGUUGGCAUUCAGAUAUGCUAUUGGUAGAGCCCAGCUCAUUGGCAGGGCUAGGCUUCCCAUGGUGCAUCUGAAGAGAACUUAACUGAUGCCAAUAGAGACGGUCUGUAUGUAUUUCCCCGGGAAAAAAUAAUAGAUGAUUAUAGAGAAAGAUGAUUUUUUCAUUGUAUGGUAAUAAAUAUAUAUGCUUGGGGGAAAUGCAUACAUUUUAAAAAGGAGAACAAUAUAUCAAGUGAUGAAUUAAAGUAUGCUACAGAAUGAAUAGUAUAAAACUAAGAAAUGUCACUGAAUAUCAAAUUGAUAUAGCUUAUGUAUAUAGUUGCUGUGACAAGUGACAGAUUGCUAGUUCAGAAUUCAAAAAUUCCUUUCUAGUCUGUGAUAUUGGCUACGCGACCUUCUGCUUGCCACUGGGACAGAGCAGACUGCUACAGCAUUUGAUGCGAGUCCUUAGAUGUUUGUUGGUAUCCCUUCAUCCACAGCAUCCAUUGUUGAAAUAUCUACUUUUCAGUUGUGAUGCCUUAACUAAGAAGCCAAUUGCUAGCCUGAAAUGCGAUCUAGGUAGCCACUUCCAUUGAGCUGAGAGGUGAGUCAGAAAAAGUUCGCUGUUGGAUUUUGGAAAGGGAUUUGAGUCCUGUCAUUUCUGCUUGGGAGUAUUUUGAAGCAGAUUAGUCUUUCAGUUUAAACAAGCAGACAAACAAAAAACAAAUGGCUACUUGAUGGAAACUUUUUGCCCUUAUAGGGAAACUGAGCACAAGUUAAAUGAUAUUAUCUGCUGCAAAAAAAAAAAAAAAAAAAGAAAAAAAAAAAGAAAUAAAGAAAAGAAAAAAAAUACAAAAAAAACACCCAAACUGAAGAUAGACAAAAUAGACCAAUAUUGUUAUGAAAUCCAUCAUGUCCAUCAUCUCAUCAGUUCAACAGGCUCCUCGUCCUGGAUGAGCUUAUGGUUAGACUUUUUUUGUUUUUUUUUUUUUUAAAGAAAAGAUCUAUUACAUGCAUAUAUGUGUGUGUAUGCAUAUACUUACAGAUACAUACAUACAUAUGUGUGUGCUUAUGUAUUUAACGGUGCUAAUCAGUCUUGAGCAGGUCACGUGACUGGUCAUGCGGACUCUAAAAUCAUAUCAGAUUUUUAUAAAUUCUUGAUAUAUGCAGAUGUUAUACAGAUUUUCUUACCAGUGUAAUAAUGUUAUACUGAAGAUAUAACCAUCCUGCAGGCUUCAAAGGACGAGGUCAGCAAUAUUUCCCACCAUGGCUUGGGGAAAAAGGAUAGUUUGUCUCCUUUUGUAUUCAAGUUAAUGCACAGUGCAUUUUUGUCUCUAAGUAGCUGUUGAUUACAAGACUUUGUAGUGUAAAGGGUGUUAUACAAACUGUAAUGGUGUGCUUCAAACAAAUGCUACACCUUUUCACCUUUGUCAUGUAUUACAAAGCUGUUAAAUAUGUGGUUUGAAUUAACUUUGAACAUGUUGAAAUAUGUAGCAUGUGUCUUUAACUCUGCCGAAGAUUCUAAUUGCACAGGUUGUGUUCUAGCCAUUUGUGAUUUAUUUGUUCAGAAACACAAAUGUGAAUUACACUCAGCACCAGAAUAUUGUAUAAGUUCAGUGAUCUUUGAACAGCUCAGAAGUAAUACUUGAACUUCAUUUGAGUAGCACAAAGUUUACAUAGCCCCCUUUAAAUGUUGAUCAGUUCCAUUUAAGUUUUCUGUUUUCAAAUGCAACUGGGUAUUUUUUCCUCUUGGAAAAUAGUACGUAUUUGUAUUUUACUUUGGUAUGUAGCAAAGGCUUCCAUUUCUGGAAGGGUUUUCUUGUUCGUAAACAAGGUCAGCCAGGUACCAGAUUCUAAAAGAACAAUUCCUCCCCAACCCCAGCACACACACAUGCCCUCCCCCCCUCAAGUGGCCUUCUGACUGCACGAGCACGUGCUACUCCCCUCUCCAUCUCCCCCCACCGUGAGAGGUUGGUGACAUUGAUGGAGGAAGUGCAAGGCUUGCCCUUUUCCCCCAGCCCAACUUAAGGCAGUUUUAAGAUUUUUCAGUCCAGAGUAUACAGUCCUGAGGCCCAGCACACCAGAAGUUUGUAUACUGGCCUAUUUUCUUGUCUUCAAAUGUGCAGGAAAUUUGAAACUGUUAUCUGGAAUAGGUUCCAUCUCUUACGUGUGUUAGAUCAAACCAAAGAAGCCCCCAGCCAUGCCCAAAUGCUGCUCCAAAAGCCUGCCUUCCAGUCCUUACAAAAAACUUGCAGGAUUAAAUGUGUUAACUUUUUUAUUUUUGUACAGUUUCUAAGUGAUUUUUGCUAGUGAUGUUAAAUUGAAUUAAGUUUAUUUGAGGGGUGUGAGCACCUCUUCCAUUUAAAUAAACUGGUGACUUUCCUUUUAUUUUUUAAAAGUGGAAACCCAUUGUGUGCCUCUCGAUUUAAGGGUUUCUGAAAACAUUAUUCUAAAGACCAGCAUUGAUUCUUUAUAUACAAAGAUAUGUUUUUCUUGUUUUUUAUUACUGUUUCAGAAGAAAAUGAAUCUUUUAUUUUGCUCUGGACCCAGUAAGUGUGCUGGUACAUAGACGCACUGAGAAAAUAAACUUUUGUAACCACCCUGGACUGCUUUUGUAUAUCAAAGUCGAUUACUUUUAAAAUAUUUGGAACUAGUUUCUAAGUUAUUUUAGUGUUUUAUAUGUUCCCCAAAGUUACUUUGAAUCUGUCACCAGCAUAAUGAGUUUUUGGUGAUCCAAUGGUGAGACUUGUAAUGAGCAAAAAGCUACCUGGAGUAGCUCUUCUUUUCCUUCUUUCUUAGUAACCUGUUUUUGAUUACAGUAAAAUAUCACGGAUUACCUGAAACCCCUUCCAGUAUCACUAGCUCCUUUUUCCUUCCACGUUGAAUUGCUUAAAUAGUUUGAAGAAACUAUUGGACAUGGGCAUUUUAUAUGACAUGUAUGGCUUUAAAAUAUUAGAAAAUGAACAAAAAGAGUAAAAGAAGGUUUAUUUGGGUCUGUAAGGUAUGGCUGUGGAAAGAUAUUGUAGUAGUUUUGACACUAUUGUUAUUACCUUUAAAAUCAUUUACCCAAUAAAAUGUUAAAACUGA